AAAUUGAAUAUUGCUUUUUAUAUAUACAUGUAUAUCAUUUAAAUUCUCAUUCCUAAGAAAGAAGUGAACAAGUAAAUAUGUUUAACCAACCAUUACUUGUACUUUUUCUGAUUUCUUGCAUUAUUGUGGCAGCUCAAUGUCAACCUAGGCUUAUAUCCCAAGAGGUUAUAAUUUGCGAGGGUAAAUACAAUAAAAUCGAAUGUCCAGAUAGAAUGAAGAUUAAAAUAACAUCGGCAUUUUACGGAAAUUCUGGCUAUAGCGUUUGUGGUAGUGACAAAAAUAUAGAGUGUUUCAACCACAGCACUCUGGUUAAAGUGCAUAACAUAUGUUAUGGAAAAUAUGAUUGUGUUUUGAUGGCAGACAACGAGGGUUUUGGAAAUAGGUGUCCAGCUGGACACAAUCACCUGAAGGUCGGAUUCACUUGUGAAAGAUUUUAAGGAUCCAAUGUUUAAUAAUGUAAUUCACAUAAAUAAUUAUACAAAUAUGUUUAUAAUUGCCAAAUAAAUUUAAAAGUUUGACCACUUAAAAA
Aethina tumida (small hive beetle) is the source of this 529-nucleotide messenger RNA. Its product is annotated as L-rhamnose-binding lectin CSL3-like. Gene Ontology annotation, molecular function: carbohydrate binding. The record is from RefSeq and is a predicted model, not a curated record. NCBI's taxonomy places the organism in Eukaryota, Metazoa, Arthropoda, Insecta, Coleoptera, Nitidulidae. The transcript is spliced from 4 exons. The coding region runs from base 78 to 437 and encodes 119 amino acids.